This is a messenger RNA of Polychytrium aggregatum, 1450 nucleotides long. Its product is annotated as Grap2 and cyclin-D-interacting-domain-containing protein. Lineage: Eukaryota; Fungi; Chytridiomycota; Chytridiomycetes; Polychytriales. Gene Ontology annotation, cellular component: nucleus. Gene Ontology annotation, biological process: regulation of cell cycle. The transcript is spliced from 2 exons. The record is from RefSeq and is a predicted model, not a curated record. The coding region runs from base 131 to 1171 and encodes 346 amino acids.
CCUGAGUCUGCGCCAGCGAGGGAUCAAGUCGCAUCCGCCCGAGGCCAGCAGACAGCCAGGUCAAGAUCGUCCCCGCCAGCACCACACCGCACAACAGCCCGAGUCUAUUCCCUCUCUGAUACAACCCAAAAUGGACGCCGCCCUGAACACCCUGCUGGAUCUCGCCCUGGCAUACAUCGCCGACCUGCGGCAGCUGAAUCCGGCGACCGGCUCGAGCCUCCAGUCUUUCAAGGAGCAAGAUUUCAAGGCCGAAAUCGAGAAAUCUGCAACGCUUCUCUCUCACACCACCACGCGGCUGGCUCUCUCCGCCAACGGCAAAUCUCGGGAGACUGCCUCGAUAUGCGAGACUGCAAAGCAGGCGCUGACCCAUCUCGUUGCCACCGUCGAGUCGGUCCCGCUCGGCCUCGGAAGAAACGUCACCAAGCGUCUGCGGUCGGCCACCAGCACCGUCGUGGUCAGCUUUGCAACCCUUCUGAACACCUUUGUCGAGCAUCCACGGGACCUCGAGGCGAAUUUGCGGGCGGCCGGAUACCUCACCUCGACUGGACGAGUCUGGGAUAACUGCGAGCUCAUCAAAGCCGUGCCGUUGUCGAAUGCGAUCUGCUGCAAACUGGCCAUCGAGGCCGAUAUCAAGAUCUUUGACGAUGUGGCGGCCGAGAUCCAGACGUCGCUGGACAACAGCGCCGACCAGGCCAAGCCCAUUGACAACGAUGCCGAUGCCGAUGUCGAUGGCGGCACCAACGACGACGAAGGCGACGACGAUGAUUUUGAUUUUGAUUUUGACGAGCCCACCUUCAUCGCUCCCGAGGACCGCGAGAUUGUCCAACAGACCCUCAAGCUCUUCAACUCGUCCAAGAUGCUGCUUAAAAAGUUCACCAAAAUCCUGGCGCAGACGCCGCCCUCUGUGCCUGCGACCGAUACCAUCGAGUGGAUGGACUCCCUCGUCGAUAAAACCUCCGCCUUGGUCAGCCAACUGGACGAGAUCUCAAGUGUGCUGCUCAUCUCGCCCGUCGAUCGGCCGGGUCUUGUGGAGUCACUCGAAGCCAUCGUCGAGCUAGCAAGCGACAUGAUGACGGCCUCCAAGGCCCACGUUGAUACUGCUGCGGCCACCUGGUUCGGUCUGUGCGGGACGCAAUUGCACAAGGUCCUCGAAUCGGUGCGGACGAUGUAGUAGCCCAUCUGCCUGCCAGUGAUCCUGCCAGAGCGCCGACACUACCCCAGCCUGUCGAGCGCCCAAGCCUACUUUGAGCGGUAGAUGGCAAACCACGCUCGAGUGCCUGAGAAUCGGAGCUUGCUCAGGGCAACCAGAGCAACCAGGUAUCCUUGCUAGUCUAUAUGCUUGCUUGGAUACACAUACUUGGUAAUAUCACCAGUGCCGCUGUCCCUUGGGGCCACAAUCAAGUACCCGCUGAAACGGUCGAUGAGCGCAGGGUCCAAAAACAUGGCUGUA